UCAUGCUGCUGCCAAGUCCAGAGUCUCUCAUGGGUCCCUGUACGGCCUCCCAUUGCUGCUGUCUCCAUCGCCACACUCUGCCAUGUGCCACUUUCAGGUCUCCUCACACUGCUGGUGUGUUCCAUUUUUUGUCAUAGGGUGCUGGCAGAUUACGGGCCUCCCAUAGCUGCUGCCAGGCCCCUAAUCUGCCAUGGGCCCCUAUACCGCCUCCUCAUGCUGCUGCCAGGUCCAGAGUGUGUCAUGGGUCCCUGUACGGCCUCCCAUUGCUGCUGUCUCCAUCGCCACACUCUGCCAUGUGCCACUUUCAGGUCUCCUCACACUGCUGGUGGGUUCCAUUUUUUG
Staurois parvus is the source of this 342-nucleotide messenger RNA. Lineage: Eukaryota; Metazoa; Chordata; Amphibia; Anura; Ranidae. The record is from the annotation of a GenBank genome assembly.